Messenger RNA from Fundulus heteroclitus (mummichog), 2562 nucleotides. RefSeq lists its product as uncharacterized. Bases 26 to 2458 code for a protein of 810 amino acids. The transcript has 2 exons. Lineage: Eukaryota; Metazoa; Chordata; Actinopteri; Cyprinodontiformes; Fundulidae. The record is from RefSeq and is a predicted model, not a curated record.
UAGUGUUUGAAGUUUCUCUUCUCUAAUGAAGUGUUUUGUUUGUCAGGCUGAGUUAAAAAGUUCAAAUAUGCUUGUUAGGCAUUUAAGAUUAGUUCAUGGCUACUUACCUGGAAAAAAUCUCAGGCUUAAAUGCGCUCAGACUGGAUGUGGAUGUGUGUUUGGUACAUUUUCUGGUUUUAGGAAGCAUUUAAACACCAAACACACUGAGUAUAUUGACCAAGAUGGAGACACUGUUGUUAAUUUGAGCAGCGUAGGAGAGGAGGUGAUAGCUAAUGUAGAUGAGACUGCCCCAACAUCUGAACUUUUGAGAUAUUCCAAUAGGAGCACUCUAGAUAUCUGUGCCUCUGCUGUUGCACAACUCAAAGCAGCUGGAUUAAGUCAAUCUUCUGUAAAUAGUUUUGUUUCCUCCAUGGAAGAAGUGUGUUUUGAGAUUCAUGGUCAAGCUAAAGAUGCAGCUCUACAGAGCUUAUCUCCACAGGACAUCGAAAUUAAAAACAAAAUAGAGCAAUCUUUCCAAAAGUUGGAAAACCCAUUCACAUCCUUAAAUUCUGAAACUAAAAGAAAUAAACACUUCAAAGAAAAGUGGGGAAUGGUAGAACCUGUUGAAAAGGUUCUUGGCACAAGAUUUGACAGCAGAAGAAACAAAACAACUGGGACAUACGAUCAGGUCAUUGUAACUGAUAAAUUUGCAUAUAUUCCAAUUUUAGAAACCUUGAAGACAAUUUUUCAAAACCCACAACUUUCGGAUCUGUUCAAGCCCAGGCAUGUACCCAAGGAAGGUGUAUAUGCAGACUUAAGAGAUGGCAACUAUUUAAAAAAAAAUCCCUUCUUCUCUUUAAAAAAAGAUGCUUUGCAAAUACAACUAUUUUAUGAUGACUUUGAAACAGCAAAUCCUUUGGGAUCCAAAAAAGGUAUUCACAAAUUAGGUGCGAUGUACUUUACAUUAAGGAAUUUUCCUCCAAUCUUUAAUUCUUCAUUGACGAAUAUUCAUUUGUGUGCUCUUUUCCAUGCUCAAGACAUCAAGCGUUAUGGUUUUAAUUUGAUACUUGAGCCACUUGUCAGGGAUCUUAAAGUACUUGAGACUGAGGGAUUUAAGGUGAAUAUGUUUAAAGAAAAAAUUCAUGGUACCAUAGUUCAGGUCACCGGUGAUAAUCUUGGGUUGCAUACUCUGUUUGGCUUUGUGGAGUCAUUUGGGGCUCGAUAUUGUUGUCGUUUCUGUCUCCUUGAAAAAGAUUGUUUUCAAACUGUGUUCUGUGAGGAUGAUCCAAAAGUUGUACUAAGAACUGUUGAGAUGCACAAACAGCACUGUCAAACAAUACAAACAGAUCCUACACUACCUCACAUAUAUGGUGUCAAACGCAUUUGUCCACUAAAUUCACUUGAGUAUUUUAACACAGCCAACAAGUUCUCUGUAGAUAUAAUGCAUGAUAUUUUAGAGGGAGUUGCUCAGUUUGAAGUCAAACUUGUCCUUCAUUACAUUCAGGAAAACUUCCUAGAUGCUGAACAACUCGCUGGUAGAAUACAAUCCUUUGACUAUGGUUACAAUCAGCAGCGAAACCGUCCACCUAGAGUGAAGUUGUUUGAUGGAAGUAAUGAUUUGGGGUUAAAUGCCAUACAAUCUUGGUGCUUGCUACGUAAUAUGCCUUUGCUCUUUGGUGAUUUAAUAGACACAGAUGACAAGCACUGGCAUCUUCUACUAUUGCUUCUGCACAUUGUUAACAUUGUAUUUUCACCUGUCCUUUCUGAAGGAAUGACCUUUUAUCUCAAACAUUUAAUCAUUGAUCAUCAUCGGCUCUUCAAGCAGUUAUUUCCUACAAUCAAUCUGUUACCAAAGCAUCAUUUCAUGAUACACUACCCUCGUACUAUAAGAAACAUUGGCCCAGUUCUGCACAUGUGGUGCAUGAGGUAUGAAGCUAAACAUAAUUUUUUUAAGAAGCAAUUAAAAAGCUUUAAAAAUGUUACCAAGACAUUGGCUAAAAAGCACCAAAGUUGUAUGACAAUGUAUCAGGAGUCCUUUAGCAAGCAAAAAUUAAUCUUAGGACCAGGUAAGAUGGUGACACUAAAUGAUUUCAAAGAAGGUUCAGAGAUUGCUUCCAAAUUUGGAGCUGUAUUGUCUACCAGCGUGUUUUCUGCAAAGUGGAUAAAACAUCAUGGUACAGAGUACCGCCGUGACUUCAUUAUCUGCACUGAGGUUGCAUUUGAGAUGCCUGUGUUUUGUAAGAUCAAAACUAUUGUUAUGAAAGAUGACACUGUAUUGCUAUGUGGAAAACUGAUGGAAACUGUGUGUUUUGAUGCUCAUUACCAUGCAUUUAAGGUCAGGGUGCAUCCAGACAGGGUUCUUAAGGUGUUGAACAUAGAUGAGCUGGUUUACUUUAAACCAUUUGAUUUACAACUCAAGUAUGGAACGACAGAUUCCUCUUUGUAUGUUGUUCCUUAUUGCCAUUUCAUGCUGACUUAAGGUCAAUGUUUUAAAUAUUGUAUUCUUUUAAUAUGUUUCUAUGAGACAGUAUUUUAGCCUGACAUACAGUAUUUGAUUGCUGUUAAUAAAGACCUUGAAUUUGA